AUGAAUUUGAACAAUGGUGAAACUCCGACAGUUAGAGGACAGAGCAGGAAUGGCGCAGGUGGCAGCUUGGAAGAUAAGAAGACACUUAUGAAGCCCUCAACUCCAACUAGGAAACCUCAACCACCCAAACCUGAGAAUGCCAUCACUAUCGCUGUGUCGUCACGGGUCCUUUUCAACAUGGAGCGGGAGCAGCAGAUCUACGAGCAGCAAGGCAUGGAGGAAUAUCUCAAGUAUCAGCUGGAGCAUGAAAGCGAGCCUUUCAGUCCUGGCCCUGCCUUUUCCUUUGUCAAGGCUUUGGAGGCUGUCAACAGUCGACUGCGGGAACUUUACCCACACAGUGAGGAGCUGUUUGACGUGGUGCUCGUGACAAACAACCACGCAUACGUGGGCCUCCGGCUCAUUAAUACCAUCAAUCAUCACCACUUACUCAUCGAGCGCUUCUGUAUGACCGGAGGAAACAGUCCCAUUGGUUACUUGAAAGCCUAUCAUACAAAUUUGUAUCUUUCAGCUGACUCAUCCAAAGUGCGAGAAGCUCUGGCCGAAGGUAUUGCGGCAGCCACCAUGUUCACUCCUGAAAAGAUGAAGGAAGUGUCGGAGACUCAGCUUCGAGUCGCCUUUGACGGCGACGCUGUCCUCUUCUCUGACGAGUCAGAACGCAUUUUCAAGGCCCAUGGACUGGACAAGUUCUUUGAACAUGAGAAGGCUCAUGAGAACAAGCCUCUGGACCAUGGCCCACUGAAGGGCUUCCUGGAGGUUUUGGGAAAACUACAGAGGAAGUUUUUUGAAAAAGGCCUACGAAUGGACUGCCCUAUUCGCACUUAUCUGGUGACGGCACGCAGCGCUGCCAGUUCCGGCACCAGAGCCUUAAAGACUCUGCGGUCGUGGGGCCUGGAGAUUGACGAGGCUCUCUUUCUAGCAGGAGCGCCUAAGGGCCCCAUGCUGGAGAAGAUCAGGCCGCACAUUUUCUUUGACGACCAGAUGUUUCAUGUGGAAGGGGCGGCCGAGCUUGGCACAGUGGCUUGUCACGUUCCUUACGGCAUUGCCCAGAGACAGGCAAAGAAAUGA
This is a messenger RNA of Nerophis lumbriciformis (worm pipefish), 1065 nucleotides long. NCBI's taxonomy places the organism in Eukaryota, Metazoa, Chordata, Actinopteri, Syngnathiformes, Syngnathidae. The record is from RefSeq and is a predicted model, not a curated record.